Messenger RNA from Asterias rubens (European starfish), 2910 nucleotides. RefSeq names its product hsp90 co-chaperone Cdc37-like. Bases 73 to 1215 code for a protein of 380 amino acids. Gene Ontology annotation, biological process: protein stabilization; protein folding. The record is from RefSeq and is a predicted model, not a curated record. Gene Ontology annotation, molecular function: protein-folding chaperone binding; protein kinase binding; heat shock protein binding. The transcript is spliced from 9 exons. Gene Ontology annotation, cellular component: cytoplasm. NCBI's taxonomy places the organism in Eukaryota, Metazoa, Echinodermata, Asteroidea, Forcipulatida, Asteriidae.
GAAACGGUCGUCUUAGCACAGUCAGAACACAAAAGACGUGCUAAAAAGUGGAAGUGCUCAAACUGUGCAAAGAUGGUGGACUACAGCAAAUGGGAUAAUAUUGAGGUCUCUGAUGAUGAAGAUGAAACACAUCCAAACAUAGACACGCCAAGUCUCUUCAGAUGGCGGCAUCAGGCUCGGAUGGAUCGAGAGGAAGAAGCCAGGAAGGAGAAGGAAAGUGUCGCCUGUCAGUCUUUGCAGGCCAAGGUGAAACUUGAACAGACAAAAAAACAACUGGAAGAGCUCAAGACAUCUGGAGACACUGAACAGGAAAAACUUGCCAAGAUUCAGAGUGAACUCCAAGAUCUUGAAUUACAAAACAAAAAAUGGAGGGAGAAGGAAGCGGAGUUAGAAAAUAAAGAGAAGCUCACCCCAUGGAAUGUGGACACACUGAGUAAGGACGGCUUCAGCAAAACACGCAUCAACAAAGACGCCCCCAAGGCUGAAGAUCUAACUGAGGAAGAGAGGAGUGAGAGACAGGCCACCUUUGUCAAGAAGCACGAGAAGAACAUUAAGAAGUACGGUAUGCAUAAGAAGUGGGAUGACUCUGGGGCCUUCCUUCAGGAUCACAUGGAGCUUGUGUGUGAGGAAACGGCCAACUAUCUUGUCAUCUGGGCCAUUGAUCUUCAAGUUGAAGACAAGACUGCUCUGAUGGAGCAGGUAGCCCACCAGGUGAUUGUCAUGCAGUUCAUAUUAGAGCUGGCUAAAAGUCUCAAACGGGAUCCAAGAUCAUGCAUCAAGCCUUUCUUCACAAAGAUUAAGAGUGCAGAUAAACAGUAUAUGGAGUCAUUUUAUGAGGAGUUGAAUCUAUUUAAGGGACGGAUCCGUAAGAAGGCUCAAGAGAGAAUUGACCGAGCAAUGAAAGAAGCUGAUGAGGAGAUGGAGAGAGAGAGGCAGGCUAGGCUUGGGCCUGGUGGGCUGGAUCCAGUCGAGGUCUUUGAAACUCUUCCCAAGGAACUUCAAGCAUGUUUUGAAAGUAAAGACAUCUCAUUGCUCCAGAAGAUGAUUGGUGACAUGGAACCUUCAGAAGCCGAACAUCAUAUGAAACGCUGCGUUGAUUCCGGGCUGUGGGUACCAGGGGGUGGAGCCAGUGAGGGCAAGGCAGGGGAACAGGAAAAGGGACCAGAGGGAGAUGCAGGUGCAGCGAGCGAGGAACCGACGUAUGAAUCUGUAUAAACUACACACAUUACAUCCACUGGAUAUCUACUGCGUUAUGGUGUAAAAACACACACAAUGACACAAGACUGAAACAGUAAGAAGGGGAUUAUUGAACUGAAGCCCCACUCGCGCUAUACCAAGUUAGCAUUGUCACCACGAUUUAUGAAUAGUUAAUAUACCCCAUAUCGCACAACGGUGGUAGGAAAUGGCAGUCAAAGUUGAAGUGUUAAUACGCAAAGGCUGUUUCCAAGUCGAGCCUCCUUGAACCGCUGUGGCCAAUGGGAAGCAAGGAUCUCCAAGGAUAAAUUUCAUUGGUUAUGACCUUGUUAGUUUAAAACAUGCCUGAUACUUCACGGAGGCAACAAAGGCAAUUGCCUCCAUGCCUCCUGGUCAUUGCCUUUGUUCCCUUGAAAUGGUCCAGUAGAAAAUUAAAAAGGAGAAAAUGCCUUGGUGCCCCUUGCCUUUCAAAAGCGAAGCAUACAUGCCUGUUAAAACCAAUACUGUUUUGUUAUUAGAGUAGUUUGACGUACGUGAUGUAAUAUAGAUGUCUUCUAAUGUAUGUAACUUGUGCAUGUUGACAAAGGUUAAGUGGCUUCUGACUGACCCCCUUGAACAAAGAUAUUGACAACAGUAGGGAGGCUGCCAAGCCUGUGGUUAGAUAGCUCAGUUGUUUGAGCACUUGCACGUUAUUCCAGAGGUCACAGCUUCAAAUCCCUGGGGACAUGGGUCGCCCAUGGAAUUUUUCAGCAGAACUCGAAAAAGCAGGAAAUUGCAGGGUUUUCAAUUUCAAAAGGCGUUCAACAUAACCCAUGUUUCUUUUUCUGACACUUUUACAAUAUUUUUUUUUUUUCUCAAAAACUCAACAGUAAAACCAUGUCUGUACGCAUGGUAAUGGUUAUGCGGAAAUGAACGGUCUCUCAAAAGUAACAUUUUGUUGAUGUAUCCGUGCAAAUAUGUUUGUUUUUUUAAACAUACAUAUAGCUCUAAAAAUCACUGAUUUAGUAUAACUGUUAAACCAUUUCUUGUUUCUGUUUCUUUUGUAGUCAAAUUCCUGUUUCAAGUCUUCUUAUCCGUUAGAGUUUGACAGGCAUUUACACUGGUAUUGUUCUAAUGAUUUGUAAAUACACUUUUGUUCAUGUCAAUAAUUAUGUUUUGAAUACCAUUUAAACAGAAUGAAUGUUUAACCAGUUAAAAUCCUGAUCUUGGCCUAAUUUCAUGGCUCUGCUUACCGUAAGCACAGAAUCGGCGCUUACUGAAGCAGGGAAUUCUGUGCUUAUUUCACAGGUUAGCGGCGAAAUUUGGCUGCAAGUGACUCUCACCUUACUAGGUAUUCUACGCUUACAAGGCUAGUGCAGAAAUUUGGCGCUUGCAGGUGGCCCUGAUGGUAUUGCACAGAUGGUCACUGUUUAAACCUUGAAUAAGCCUCGACAGUUACCGCUAUUGUUACCCUACGUUAAGCAGAGACAUGAAAUUGGUCCUACCUCUGUAUUGAAUUCAAUUAACUCUACAGUUUAUGUCUUAAUUAAUAAUUCACUCGCCUUGCUUGAAGCCAAUGUAAUUAAUUAGUUAAUGUUUUCACUCCAAACUAAAGCCCCUGAGGUUGUGCAUAAAAACCAACACACAUGUAACACUGACAAUUUAUAAAUUAGACAUGUAACUGUGCGCAUUUUGUAUAAUAAUAAAUGAACCAAAUUAUUCCAUCAAUAAGAAAAA